CAGAAGAAAGAAAAAGUGUUCCCGCGCGAGCGAGUAGAUUGAAUUGGGAAUUGGGAAUUGUUUGUGAUGGAAUUGGAACCAUGGGAAGCCCUCGACGUUGACGACUCUGAUAUCUCCACCUUCCUCCGCCCUUGCAAACGCCGCAAUAACUCUUCGUCUUCCCUCAUUCCGGGUCCCGCCGGUGCUGUUCAGGCCGCCAUGAUGAACCGCACCCGCGACGACCCCCUCCCCACUCAACAAUUCCUGAACCGAGUUCUCCAAAACGGCCAUAAAAACGACGGCGACUUCAACACCAAUCCAUGGCUUUGUGCCUUGCAAUUUCUUCGCUCACAAGGCACGGUGGAUGGUGAUGAUGACGUGGCUCAAUCUACCCCUUUGAACUCUAUCAAGAAGCAUUGGGAUGCUGAAAGAGUGGCUCAGGUGGUGGCUGUCAUCGAAUCAUGCACCCCCAAUGGUUUUGGAGACAUGAUGGUUACCCUCAAGGAUCCUACGAGCACGGUUAGUGCCACUGUCCAUCGCAAAGUCUUCACGGAGGGAGAAUUUGCGAAGGAUAUAACUGCUGGUUCAGUUGUGGUUCUCCGGAAGGUUGCUGUGUUCUCUCCCACUCGCUCUACCUGUUAUCUGAAUAUAACAUCGCGCAACAUUUUAAAGGUCUUUUCCAAGGACAGUGGACCUCCAUCACAGCAACAAAUUUAUCCUUCACGCUCAAUGAUACACACUACACCUAGCAUAGAAAGACAUGAAGGGUCAUGGAUACCAGGCUCUCUACCGCAGGAAAGAACAGAAGGAAUCAUGUCUAAUCUCAGAUUAGAUUCGAGGUUUAGACAAGUAGCAGAUAAUGGCAAACAGAGGAGUGAAAUUUUGGCCUUAACGAACUGUCACUUUGAUAAUGGAAACGAUCGAAACCCAAAAAAUGUGUUGGAUAGAGAGAACUUAUUACUGAGCCAAGAUAAUGCUAGACCUGUGGAAGUAAACUGUGGUGUUAGUGAGCUUGAAAGUGGGAUGGAAGAUCAACCCAACCCUCCUGAACUGGAUGGAGACAGUUUAGCAUGGAUUGCUCAAGGCAAUAGUUCAACAAACUCCGUUCAUACAUCUCAUGGUCAAGAAACUGGGAUGAAAACUCACUUAGAAGGUCAGAAGCAAUUAGUAAAUCCAAAAAGUUCAAUUCCGCAUUGGACAGAGGAGCAGUUGGAUGAGCUUUUAGCGUUUGAUUGAACAUGGCAAUUUCGUUUUGUCAACGCGAAGAAUGACAAUAGUUUUCAUGCAUCUUAGUGGUGAUAUUUUAAGCAUUUUAAAGGUGCAUGCCUUUU
This is a messenger RNA of Abrus precatorius (Indian licorice), 1310 nucleotides long. RefSeq lists its product as uncharacterized. The record is from RefSeq and is a predicted model, not a curated record. The transcript is spliced from 7 exons. Lineage: Eukaryota; Viridiplantae; Streptophyta; Magnoliopsida; Fabales; Fabaceae. Gene Ontology annotation, biological process: recombinational repair. Bases 67 to 1215 code for a protein of 382 amino acids.